AUGGGGUACUGCUAUUUUGCAGACCCCGGACAGAUCAAAAAGAAGAGAAACAUUCCUGUAGACAACAUUGACCUGGAGCAGGGUGACCGACCGUUGCGAGCGCACAAGUCUUGGCAAUAUCCUCGGAAGAUCCGAAGGUAUGACCACUAUUGUAAAUGGGUUAACAAUGCCAUCGGUCUGCUUAACCACCGAGAGUUCGUUCUCAUGUUGGUUGGCCUGUGCCUGCUUGGCCUGUUUGGGAUAACCCUGGAUGGCUACCUUGCUUUGCUCCUCGCAAAGAAGGGCCUGUGGGAAGCCGAGGUAGCGGUGGUAUCGCACCUCGCGUUCUCAGUGGGACUCCUCGCGAUUGAAGUUCCCAUCUUCCGAAUCCACAUUGGCCUGGUCUCCAGGAACGAAUUGGGGCACGAGUGGAAGAACAACUUGCACUAUGUGGCCAACCAGACCUCCAUGGGAGACGGGAUACCUGUGCACGAGCUGGAUGACGACGAGUAUAACGAACUCUUCGAUCAGAAAGCGUUUGUUUAUGACAAGACCAGGAACCACUGGGACGAAGGCUGCGCAACAAACUGCUGGAAGUUUUGGUGCUGGCCGCGCUGGCCAGCUGCCCUGGGCUGA
Molecule: messenger RNA, 615 nt
Organism: Symbiodinium necroappetens
Lineage: Eukaryota; Dinophyceae; Suessiales; Symbiodiniaceae
Source: the annotation of a GenBank genome assembly